Vidua macroura (Pin-tailed whydah) is the source of this 3802-nucleotide messenger RNA. It is a transcript of the gene TRIOBP, whose product is annotated as TRIO and F-actin binding protein. The transcript has 16 exons. NCBI's taxonomy places the organism in Eukaryota, Metazoa, Chordata, Aves, Passeriformes, Viduidae. Gene Ontology annotation, biological process: positive regulation of substrate adhesion-dependent cell spreading; actin filament organization. The record is from RefSeq and is a predicted model, not a curated record. Gene Ontology annotation, cellular component: actin cytoskeleton. Bases 915 to 3026 code for a protein of 703 amino acids. Gene Ontology annotation, molecular function: actin filament binding.
GGGUGGCAGCUGGACCAACUGUGUGUGCCCACAGGAAAUCAGAGACACUGGAGGCCUUCCAGGCUCUGGAGGAGGGCCGUGUGGACCGGCUCGAUGGCAAGACGCCAGUGCCACCCAGCAAAGGCCACCUAACCCGGAGGCGGUCCAGCCCCAACCUGCCCAGGGAGGGUCAGCGACUCUCCUGGCAGCUCGAGCAGCGCAGCAGAGACCCCAAAGAGCCCCGGCGUUCCCCCAGCCCAGCUCGGCACCCCGAGAAGGCCAGCAGGACCCGGGGGGACUCCCCACGCCCUGCCAGCCCUAGCUGGCUGCUGGAGAGAGGCAGCCGGAGCCCACGCUCUGCAAGCCCAGCCCGCAGGUUGGAGAGGAGAGCAGGGGAGCCCGUGAACCCUCCCUGUCGCACUGAGAAAAGCUGGAGAAGCCGAGGGGAGCCUGCCCACCCCCCAAAUUCAGACAGAGGCCGAGCCACCUGGCAAGCAGGGGGUAUACGGCAGGCACUGGAGAAGAAGAGCCGAGGGGAUUCCCUGCACCCCACAGGUGCUGGGAAGGGCUCAGAUAACUUCAGGCUGAGCCGAGUAGAGCCACCACCACGGGCCCUCAGUCCUGGGAGACGUACAGAGAGCACAAGGAAAAGCCAAAAGGAGAUCUCCCCUCCCAGCUUGGUGCGGGGGGCAGAGAGGCAACGAGUGAAGCCAGGGGAGCCGCUGCACCUUGCAGGGCCCAGGAAGCCAUCCGAAUGCAGCUGGCAGAGCCUCCGGGAAAAGCUGACAUCCUCACAGCCCGCAAAGGGCACCAGCAGUGACUGGAAGGGCCGAGGCAAGCCCCUGCGCCCCACAAGCCCAACGCGACCACUGGAGCAGGACUGGAGGGGCCGGGGGGAUGCCCACCAAGCACAGGUGUGGGAGAAGCACCAAGAGAUGCCCGUGUGCCAUGCAGAUGUGAUGCGCCAGCUGGCAAGGGACUGGAAAAACCCUGCUAAAUGUCUGGAUGUGGGACUACGGUCAGAUGACAGCUGGAAAAGGCCUGAGAGUCCAGCACAGCAUCUGGAAGAGGACUGGAAGGAUCCUGAGCAUGUACGAGAGACACACAACCCUGAGAAGCCAUUGGAAACUGACUGGGGGAACAAGAAUCUUCUCAUUUACCAUCCCCAGCUGGGUGGAAGCACCUUCCCACCACAAAGCAGCACUGGCUCCUCAGGAAGCCCGCAGCCACAUUUGAAUGCCAGUAAGAAGCGCAACAAGCCGGAUCUUCUCAAUUUCAAGAAGGGAUGGAUGUCCAUCCUGGACGAGCCCGGAGAGUGGAAGAAACAUUGGUUCGUGCUGACCGACUCGAGCCUGAGGUAUUACCGGGACUCGAAUGCAGAGGAGGCUGAUGACCUUGACGGAGAAAUCGACCUCCGUUCCUGCACGGAUGUGACAGAGUUUGCGGUGCAGCGCAACUACGGCUUCCAGAUACACACAAAGGAUGCCAUCUUCACCCUGUCAGCGAUGACCUCUGGCAUCCGGCGCAACUGGAUCGAGGCCCUGAGGAAGAAUGUGCGCCCAGUCAGUGCUCCAGACGUCACCAAUUCCUGCUCUGCUUUCAGACUCCCUGACUGUGACAAGGAGAACUUUCGUAACUGUGUUCCCCAGAAAGGCUCACUCCGGACGGAGGAGCAGCAGCAGCCGGGCUUAGGCUCCGAGGGGAACUCAAAGGGCAGUCACUGGAAGGCGGAUGGGCAGCGCCAUGCCUUUGACUAUGUGGAGCUGUCUCCCUUGCCACAAGACCCUGGAAAUCAGGGGUCCCUGCAGAGGACGAAAGGGAGCUUGAAGAUCUCGGACCGAACUCCCAGGUAUGAGGAGCUGGAGCGAGAUCUGGCCAUCCGUUCAGAGGAGAGGCGGAAAUGGUUUGAGACCCCUGAUGGCAGGGUCCCAAACAGCGAUGGCCCAGUAGGAGACCCUUCCCACAAGGCUGGGGAGCAGGACCUCCCCACUCCUCCGCUUUCGGAGGACCAACGGGUUCGUCUGAAUGAGGAGAUAGAGAAGAAGUGGCUGGAGCUGGAGCACCUGCCCUUGAAGGACUUGCGGCGAGUACCCUUGACAACACUGCUGAACCAGAGCAAGGCGGGCCAGGGAGACACCAAUGAGGCACUGAAAAAGGAGAUCCAGUCACUGCGGGCACAGCUGGAGUCCUGCAGGGCCAGAAAUGAGAGCCUUCGGGAGGCAGCAAAAUCCCAGGGGGACAGCCAUGUGCCCCGAGGGUACAUCUCACAGGAGGCCUGUGAACGAAGCCUGGCUGAGAUGGAGUCAUCCCACCAGCAAGUGAUGGAGGAGCUACAGAGGCACCACCAGCGGGAGCUGGAGCGGCUGCGGCAGGAGAAGGAGCGGCUCCUGGCAGAGGAGGCGGCGGCAACGGCAGCAGCCAUUGAGGCACUGAAGAAAGCCCACCGGGAGGAAAUGAAUAAGGAGUUGGGCAGGUCACGGAGCUUCCAGCAAUGCAGCUCACUCCCAGAAGCCCUCCAGAAGCAGCACCAGUUGGACGUGGAGUCGCUGAAGCGGGAGCUGCAGGUGCUUUCUGAGCAGUAUUCCCAAAAGUGCCUGGAAAUCGGGGAGCUCACCCAGAAGGCAGAAGAGCGGGAGCAGAUAUUGGAGCGCUGUCAGCAAGAGGGGAAGGACCUCCUCCAGAAAAAUCAGGAGCUGCAGACCCGCCUCUCGGAUGAGAUCGGGAAGCUGCGAAGCUUUAUUUCAUCGCGGGGCUCUGGGGACCGCGCUUCGCACAACAACGAGCGGAGUUCCUGUGAGCUGGAGGUGCUGCUGCGGGUGAAGGAGAAUGAGCUCCAGUACGUAAAGAAGGAGGUGCAGUGCCUCCGGGAGGAGCUGCAGAUGAUGCAAAAGGACAAGAGAUUUGCCUCAGGGAAAUACCAAGAUGUCUAUGCAGAGCUGAAUCACAUUAAGGUGCGCUCGGAGCGAGAGAUCGAGCAGCUGAAGGAGCACCUGCGCCUGGCCAUGGCGGCUCUGCAGGAGAAGGAGUCGCUGUGCAACAGCAAGUAACGGUCUGCUCUACAUUUGUUAUCUGUUCUUGUUUUGUAUUUGCUCCAUUCCUCACUUGUGGGGAGAGGGAGGUUGAAUCCCUAUCCGUUGCCACCUUGGUGAGGAAUCCCACACACCCCCAACCUCCUCACUCCCCUCCCAAAGCUUUUUUGAUGAACCCUUUUUGCCUGCAUACCUGAGCACGUUGUUUGGACUGGCUCCUUACAUGCACCUUCCUCAGGAUUUUAUAUGUGAAAAUUAUAUUUUAUAGAGGAUUUUUUUCCCCAUGGAAAGGAGGGGAAGAGGAGGAGGAAAACUUUUACUACAUCACCAGCAUUUUUCUAACCUGAAAAAGAGAACCUGGUUUUUCCCCCUUUCCUAGCUCCAUUUCUCCUGGCCACACACAGCCACCUUUGGCACAUAUUCCCUCUCUUCCAAAUGUCUCCAUGGUCCCCCUGGGAUGUACGGCAAGGACCAUGCUCCCCCUCCCCGUGCCGCCCCCAGGGACCUGCAGAGAAGACACGCAAGCCAUAGGAGGGAGCCGCUGGGGCUAUCUGCCAUGGAUGUGCUUGCCUGAGACAGUUGAAAGAGGACACCUUGGCAAGAGUCCACAUGAUCGAGCUCUCUCUCCGUGGCAGGAGCCCAGAGCCACGGGGCUUCUCCUUUCUGGGGAAGAGGAGCUGUGAGGCUGCUACUGCACCCGCCCGAGCCAAUCUCCCCAAGGUGACAGCUGCUGCUGCUCCGCUGUGCCCUUCAACUUUUAACUUAAUAAAAUCUUCCCCUUUCGCUGAGAAAAA